UCGCUCUGCCAGCGUGAGUUCCUGCGCUCGCACGCGCUGCCCGCGCUCGUGCGGGUGUCGAAGAGCGAGCGGUGUCCGGAGCUGCGCAGCCGCGUCGACCUGAGCGGACCCGUGCUGCUGUACCGCGUGUACCACUCGGUCAAGAUCCACGGUCGGAGUCUGCUGCGCGCGCCGUCUGGCCGUCUGGAGCCCGUCGGGCCGGCCAUCGUCAUCCCCGAGGGGUACCGAGGAUGGUUCUCGCUCGUGUCCGAGGACGGCAAGACGGCGCCCUUCUACAGCAGCAUUGAGGAGGUGGCCGCCGCCCGGCUGGCCGUGUUUUUGUCGCGGUACGACGUACCCGCCUACGUCAUGACCGAUAAUGAUCAGGGUACCGUGUACCGCAAGGUGACCGUCGGUGCCGGCAACGUGCUGCGCCUGAUGGGGGUGUUCCGCGACCUGAACACGGCCCCGGCCACGGCGCCUUCCGUCAACUACGCCCAGUGCGUCAACUACAAGAAUGAGGUUCUGUUUCUGCCGUUCUCCGCCGAGGGGCGCUUCUACUCGGCGGCGUCGCGGCCGACCGCCUCGCUGGACCACGUGUUCCUGAUGUCACAGCUUCUCCGGCAACAACGGCCGCCCGUUACCGUCAAGCUGGUGUGCGGAUUCAUGCCACGUAUGCCGUGCAACUUCACUGGCCUGCUGUGUCUGCAGGAGGUGCGCCCCGAGCGGCUGGUGCUCGGCUGCACCACGGACCCGGACGCGCCCAGCACGCUGUUCGAGCUGAACGCGGACGCCACGCUACGCCUGCAGCCGGUCGACCCGCUGGACCGGCGCACCUCGCAGUUAUUCACCAAGGCUCUGGUCACGUGCGAGCGCCAGGGUCACGCGUGGCGCCACCAGAUGAAGGUCUCUCAUGACGUGUUCGACGCGUCGCCGCCGGCCGGCCGCCGCCUGCAGAAGACGCCGAGUUUGAGCGAGCGGUCGGUGGGGGCGUCGCCGCCGGGGGCCCCUCCCGCCCGCCGGCUCGUCAAGUCCAACAGCCUGGACGGCGAGCGGCGGCCGGGUCGGAGCCUCCGCCAGACCGUGUCGCGCUUCUUCCUGAGCCGCGGCCGCUCCAACCGCGACGUCAGCACGUCGUUCGUGUUCUCCCGGCCGUGCGAGGUGCAGUACGGUGACGUGGCGGACGCGGUGGCGCCGGCCGCGCCGCCGUCGCCGGCCGCCGAUAACCUGUACGCCGAGAUCUGCGAGCACGAGGAGCGGCCGCGACCGCUGCCGCUGCCACCCUCUGGCGAUUACACACUGCGUCUGGGCAGCGACGGUCACUCGUCGAGCCCCUCAUCGCCAGGCGACACGCUGCACCACUCCACCUGCUGA
Pollicipes pollicipes is the source of this 1353-nucleotide messenger RNA. RefSeq lists its product as uncharacterized. The record is from RefSeq and is a predicted model, not a curated record. The coding region runs from base 349 to 1353 and encodes 334 amino acids. The transcript has 6 exons. NCBI's taxonomy places the organism in Eukaryota, Metazoa, Arthropoda, Thecostraca, Pollicipedomorpha, Pollicipedidae.